GAUGCCCUCGCCGCACUAUCCAAUCAAGAGAAACCAAAUAUAUCGAAGACUGCGCGAGAUUAUCACGUUCCUUACCAGCGGCUUCGAUAUCGCUGGCAAGGUCGACCUUCCCUCCUACAGCGCCAACCAACCCACAGAUUUCUCAAUGAAAGCCAGGAAAAGGUGCUCUGUAUCUUUAUGGAUACUAUGGAUGACUUAGGCUUUUGCCCGAAGCGAAAACAAGUAGAAGCAGCGGCGAACUUAAUCCUCCACGAAGCGCGAUCGGACCUAUCUAUCUCGUCUGUGAAUGCAGACGGUAGCUUCGUGAUUGCACCACUCAUUAUCCUUACCGGCCUCCAGAUUCUCCUUCGAUGGUUUGACAACAUCACCGAGGAGUGUAUUGCAGUCAAUGAUACUGGAUAUAUGAAUCAACAAGUUGCCUACCAGUGGAUCCAGCAUUUUAAUCGCGAAACUAAAGGCCGAGCUAUUGGGAAAUAUCGACUCCUCCUUUGUGAUGGCCUUAGUGCUCAUAUCACUAGGGAAUUCAUCCAAUUUUGUGAGAAGAGCGACAUCAUUCCAUAUUUUCUACCGCCUCAUUUAAGCCACGAGCUUCAGCCUUUAGAUGUUGGAGUAUUCAACGUUUACAAACACUGGCAUAGUGAGGCAGUUGAAGCUGCAACUAUGAGUGGUUGUACAAAGUUCACAAAAGACCUCUUUCUCCAGUCAAUUCGCACUAUCUGA
This is a messenger RNA of Penicillium lagena, 720 nucleotides long. RefSeq lists its product as uncharacterized. Gene Ontology annotation, cellular component: nucleus. The annotation marks the transcript as partial. NCBI's taxonomy places the organism in Eukaryota, Fungi, Ascomycota, Eurotiomycetes, Eurotiales, Aspergillaceae. The record is from RefSeq and is a predicted model, not a curated record. The transcript is spliced from 2 exons. Gene Ontology annotation, molecular function: DNA binding.